This is a messenger RNA of Drosophila innubila, 1254 nucleotides long. Its product is annotated as WD repeat-containing protein 82. Bases 2 to 1162 code for a protein of 386 amino acids. Gene Ontology annotation, molecular function: chromatin binding; protein binding. The transcript is spliced from 2 exons. Gene Ontology annotation, cellular component: Set1C/COMPASS complex. Lineage: Eukaryota; Metazoa; Arthropoda; Insecta; Diptera; Drosophilidae. The record is from RefSeq and is a predicted model, not a curated record.
AAUGAAGAUUAAACUUACUGGAGACGCAUUGCGACAGUUUGGUGUCGCAAAGAUCUUUCAGGAAUCGGAUGAGCAGAAACGAUCCAUCUGCUUUUCACAGGAUGGACAGCGUUUGGUUGUGUGUGAUCAUCAAAAUAUGAUUGUCUACAGUUGCACAGCCCUGAAGCAGUUGUGUCAGGUGCUCAUGCACCAAUAUCAUCCAGAAUCGGUUUGUUUUACACCCCAGACGGAUCAAUUGCUGCACAGCUCCACAAGGAUGGACUUUGCAUUAAGGUGCUUGGAUCUCAGAAGUCGUCAGCAUGUGCGUCUUUUCAGAGGCCAUACUGCCAAGGUGCGUUGCUUGAGCUUUCAGCCUGGGAGUGAGAAUCAUUUCAUGAGUGCCGGAAGGGAUAAUAAAGUGCUUAUGUGGGAUCUGCGUACCUCUAGUUAUACCCGGCAACUGGCCAAAUUGGAGUGUCCAUUGCUCGCCUAUGAUCCGGCGGGUUUGGUAUUUGCCACAUCAACGAGAACCGAACUCAUUGAGAUCUAUGAUGUUCGCAUGCUGAGCGAGAAACCGUGCCAGAAAUUUCACUACGUGUCCAAUAACUUGGCCAACUGGACACAGUUGCAGUUUGCGCCGGAUGGCAAGACGAUUUUGUUGGCCACCAAUUAUUCCUGUUGCUUCAGCGUGGAUGCCUUCAACGGAAGUCUUGUUCAGGCCUACACGGGCCAUGCCAACGAUGGCCAUUUGCCGCUGCAGGUCAGCUACACUCCGGACUCCCAGUUCGUAUUGUCUGGCGCGGAUGGGGGGCGUGUCCAUGUGUGGAAUGCAUCCUCUGGUCAACUGGUUGCAGUCUUACUCAGCAAUAGCAAUCAUCCCGUGAGUUGUCUGCAAUUCAAUCCCCAGACUGCAAUGUUUGUCAGCAGUGAUGUGAUGACUCUUUUCUGGCUGCCCAAGGCCGAUGGACAGUAUGAUUUUGUGGAGGACACGCAAGCACAGACGCAGUCAUCAAUCGAUGUACCCACAAUUGACCUGACCAUCACAGAUGAUAGCGAUCAGGAGGAGGUUCAGACUAGAAGGCAGCAAAUGAGAAAGAAUCGAGUAAAGAGACGUUUGUCACAUUGGCGGCGCUUUCUGAAUGGAAAUAGCCUCGAGGAGGGAGAGCUGCCUGAUGAUAACUAAACUCCUGAUAGAACAACAACAACAGGGACAUAGACAUAGACUAUCAAUCAGAGUUGCACUUGCAAUGCCUGCUGUUAUCCUUUUUCCUCAAG